ACUCGGAUCAGCUAACCGACAGCUCUCCCGUCCGUUUCCUUCCACUAAAAGAUGGAAAGAUCAAGAUCCAGGAUAUUCAAGGAAGGUAAUCGAAUGUAGCCGUUUACAAACGACAACCAUUCCGUAAUUCUAAAGGGAAAGAUCAACUUCAGGGAUAUCCAAAGCAGGACCUUGUCUCUGAGCUUUCGCAUUAUAUAUAUAUGGAGAGGCCACUUUUGGGCGGGGAGAGUAGCAGGACUAGUAGAAGAGACCGGCCGUUCAAUCGUCGCUCCGAUGCCAUCGCUUACGGUUCGCCUUAUGAGAAGGCCGCCGCUCUCGUUGAUCUGGCUGAAGAUGGAGUUGGUAUACCUGAGGAAAUUCUUGAACACUCUAGCUUUCAGAGUGCUGCGAAAUUCUACUUCAUCUUUGUUCGCUUUGAUCUCCUUUGGACACUCAAUUAUUUUGCAUUGAUUGCAUUAAAUUUCUUUGAGAAACCAUUGUGGUGUCAAAAGGAUCCUUCUGAUCCUUGUAAGGAUAGGGACUACUACUAUCUCGGGCAGUUGCCAUACUUUACUGCCACAGAGUCUCUUAUUUAUGAGGGAGUAACUAUUGUUAUACUUGCUAUCCACACACUGUUUCCAAUCUCAUAUGAAGGAUCCCGUAUCUACUGGAAAAAUCCUCUUAAUCUAUUAAAGGUCUUUGGCCUGUUAAUUUUGGUUGCUGAUCUAGUGGUUUAUGGUCUCUAUUUGUCUCCAGUGGCAUUUGAUUCGCUACCUUUCAGGAUUGCACCUUAUAUCAGAGUUAUUUUUUUCGUAUUAAAUAUUAGGGAAUUACGAGAUAGUGUCCGAGUUCUUGCUGGAAUGCUUGGCACAUACUUGAAUGUCUUGGCUUUAUGGCUCUUGUUUCUUCUGUUUUCCAGCUGGGUGGCUUAUGUCAUAUUUGAAGACACCCAGCAGGGGAAAAUGGUUUUUACUUCCUAUGGUACUACAUUGUAUCAGAUGUUUGUUUUGUUUACCACAUCCAACAACCCAGAUGUCUGGAUACCUGCAUACAUGCAAUCGCGCUGGUACUCGCUGUUCUUUGUACUUUAUGUACUAUUGGGAGUCUACUUCGUCACAAACUUGAUCCUUGCCGUUGUUUAUGACAGCUUCAAAGGUCAGCUGGCAAACCAAGUUUCUGAUAGGGACAGUAUGAGGAAAAAGAUGCUGGGAAAGGCUUUCAAUCUUAUUGAUAAGCAGAAUGUUGGAUUCCUUAAUAAGGAGCAAUGCAUUCAACUAUUUGAAGUGUUGAACAACUACAGGACUUUGCCAAAAAUAUCAAGAGAGGAAUUCGAGUUGAUAUUUGAUGAACUGGAUGAUAGUCAUGACUUCAAGAUCAACUUGGACGAAUUUGCUGACCUUUGUAAUGCUAUUGCCCUCAGAUUCCAGAAGGAGGAUUCUGCAUCAUGUUUUGAAAAUUUUCCAUCGGUAUAUCAUUCACCGUUAUCAGAAAAGCUAAAAGCCUUUGUACGCAGCUCCAGAUUUGGAUACUUAAUAUCCUUCGUUCUCGUAGUGAAUCUUGUUGCUGUUAUUAUUGAGACAACGCUUGAUAUCGCAAACAAUUCUGCUCAGAAGGUGUGGCAAGUUGUGGAGUUUGUUUUUGGUUGGAUAUACAUGCUUGAAAUGGCUUUGAAGGUGUAUGCAUUUGGAUUUGAGAAUUAUUGGAGGGAUGGUCAAAAUUGUUUUGAUUUUGUGAUCACAUGGGUUAUAGUUAUUGGAGAAACCAUAACAUUUGCAUCCCCUAAGGGGCUGACCUUUCUUUCAAAUGGAGAAUGGAUUCGCUACCUUCUUCUCGCAAGAUUGUUAAGAUUAGUCCGGCUUUUGAUGCAUGUCCAACGGUACCGGGCUUUUGUUGCCACAUUCUUAACCCUCAUUCCAAGUCUAAUGCCAUAUCUGGGCACCAUUUUUUGUGUCAUGUGUAUAUACUGCUCUCUUGGUGUACAGAUUUUUGGGGGUAUCGUCAAUGCUGGGAACCCCAAGUUGGAAGCGACGGAGCUUGCUGAGGAUGGUUAUCUGCUCUUCAAUUUCAAUGACUAUCCAAAUGGCAUGGUGACACUUUUUAAUCUGCUAGUAAUGGGAAAUUGGCAAGUGUGGAUGCAGAGCUACAAAAAAUUAACAGGAACUUCUUGGACCCUGGCAUAUUUCAUUAGCUUCUACCUGAUAACCGUUCUUUUGCUUCUGAAUUUGGUUGUAGCUUUUGUCCUGGAGGCAUUCUUUACUGAAAUGGACCUUGAAACAUCAGAAACAUGCGAAGAGGAAAAGGAAGAGGGAGCUGGAAAGGAACGACGCCGAUCUCUUGGCACAAAAACUCGUAGUCAGAGAGUUGAUAUUCUUCUCCAUCAUAUGUUGAGUGCUGAGCUGGAUCAAAAGGAAUCGGCCAAUCCAUAAGUUCUCAUUUAUUAUUUUCGGGAGUUCCUGCUGCUUCACUGGAAAAGCAUUCAUGAUGAGAGAUCAGAAUGCUCGUUUGCGCCUGUGGCAAAGUGCCCCUUGUCAUUAGGUUGGACGCUUUAGGCUGGGAUAAAAGUUCUACUAGAGGGGGCCAGGUAAUUCAGAGGAUGGGCACUUCCUUGGAUCUGAACAUACAAUUUGCGUGAACUUUAACUUUUUUAUGUGGUCUUCGUCCGGAUGUGUAUUAAACUUAUCUUCCACUAGCUCGUUAUCAUCUCUCAUGAUGAUUUCAAGCAUUUUCAGAUGUAGCUAUGAAUUGAGCAGUUUGGUCAUUGGUGUAGCUAGGAUUAGGGUCGCCAGAUUCUGCAUUUUGAUUUAAAUUUGCAAUUUUAGUUCCUUUUAACAGGGUAGAGGGAAAGAUGACUUGUCAGGAAUCUCAAAGCAGUCAAGCUGGCUUUUCCCAGUGUCCUUGUUUGUUUGGCCUUAUCUUCAGUCAACCCCCUAAAACGCUCAUUUUUCUGCC
Molecule: messenger RNA, 2928 nt
Organism: Tripterygium wilfordii
Lineage: Eukaryota; Viridiplantae; Streptophyta; Magnoliopsida; Celastrales; Celastraceae
Product: two pore calcium channel protein 1
Exons: 24
Coding region: 201-2405 (734 amino acids)
Biological process (GO): calcium ion transport; transmembrane transport
Cellular component (GO): plant-type vacuole; vacuolar membrane
Molecular function (GO): calcium ion binding; voltage-gated calcium channel activity
Source: RefSeq, a predicted model, not a curated record